AUGAAUGUGACCGAUAUGAUUGACUUUUCUACCACGAUGAUGCCUGAGGUGUCGACUGCGGCUCCUGAUAUCAGGACCUGGCUGACGGAUUUAAUAGUCCAGGUCGGCAAACGAGCAGACGGAUUACCUGCUGGUAAGCAAUCAGCGCCGCCCAUGGACAGUCGCAACGGAGGAGUUACGAGUGUGUUGCCGACCUUUAAGGGAUUAGGGAUUUGGAGAUUUAGGGAUUUAGGAGGGACUGGGGGAGGGGAAGGAUUGGGCCUCCGAUUACCUGAUGGUAAGCAAUCGGCGCAGCCCAUGGACACUCGUAAUUUCAAAGGACUUACUACUUCAACUAUGGCAGACCUUUUGAGGGUUACUAGGGGAUUCGGGGAUCGAAGAUGGGGAGGGUACGAUAGGGCCUCCGGUAACCUCACUCAAACGGCGAAACUCCACGCAGUUUCGCCGUUUGUAAAUGAAGAUGACGUAUACACUAAACACGCGAUCUUUCAGAUGACUUCCUGGCAGCGUGAGCCAAUUUUGCCAUGGAAACAGUACGAGUUUGGCAACCCACAUUUUAUGGUUACAGUAACAAAUAUGUAUACGUACUCGUUGAUAGUGCUUGAACUUCGGCUGCCUGACUCUAAUAAAAUAACCAAAGUAUUCAGUAAUUGA
Molecule: messenger RNA, 654 nt
Organism: Spodoptera exigua (beet armyworm)
Lineage: Eukaryota; Metazoa; Arthropoda; Insecta; Lepidoptera; Noctuidae
Source: the annotation of a GenBank genome assembly